ACCCAUUACAGCUGGUUUAGAUUUCCAAAUGCCUUUACUCGAAAUUUCUGCUGCGUAUUCGUAACUUUACUUUCCCUUGCAAGAAGAGAUCAACUACGUUAAAAUAGAGGUCAGCAAUGAAUCGUCCAGUAUGAUUCUUUCUGACGACCAGAAGCGAUGGGUAGUCUUCGGAGUUGCUCUAAACAAGGUUCUAGUCGCAGAAAUACGACCGUUUGUUGAACAAGAGAUUCAGAGAGAGUAUGGAAAUCUUCAAGCCAAGCAUAACAUCCAUACUCAGAGCUAUACAGGGCGACUCCAAAGGCACACAGUGGCUUUAAAGUAUGAGAACAUCAAUGGAAACGACACAUUACCCAAGAAACCUGGUAGAAAGUAUGACUAUCUCACGUUUGACUACCGGGUGACGUCACACAUUGACUUCGCCAAGCUGUAUGUGGAGAAUCACAUGGCCAAGUUCAACGCAUUUGACGAACAUUGUGAUGCGUCAGCUUUGCUUGCAUUGCUUGGUAAAGUUCCUGUGUUUCCUGCUGUUGUCCAGACUGCAGCUGGCAAUGUAAGACAGGCCAGGAAUUCCUGGGCACACUGCGAGUUUGGUAAGUGGGACCAAAUAGGUUUUCAGCAGAGCUUUGACAAGAUGAAACAGCUGGUGAAACAACUGGGCCUGCCAAUUGCAGCCAAGGAUACCCUUCUAAAAGAAUUAGAAGACUGGGAGAAAAAAGGAGCCAUACUGUGUAUAAACGCUACUAUCGACCCUGAUCUUGUGAAGGCUGUUCAACAAGAUCUCAUCGCUCUGAAGAACGACGUUGAUAAGCUGGCAUUUGAAAAAGAGGAAGAAAGAGCGCAAUUGAAGACUGCGCUUCAUGACGCUGUAGGUGAUCUGGAAGAGCUGGAAAAACGCGUUUUCAAGGUGGAACAAGAACAACAGUUACUAACUGCCAAAGUACAAGACCAGAAAAAUGAACUGCAUGAACUAAAAACUGAACAAGCAAAUGUCCAACAACGUGUUGAACAUCUGGAAGGGACUAAAUCCCAAAUCUGUCAUGGCAAGGGCCAAUUCGAAGAAAACACAACGCGAUGCCUCAUCAAAUGUUUUACAAGUGCUGAGAUAACUGGGGUUGGUGGUUGGGGAAACCGACAAAAAGAAAAAGUCUACUGCUAUGAACACUGUUUCACGGAUAGACACGAAAAAACUGGUAAAGAGAAAGUGGCAAGACAACAAAUUAUAUAA
Messenger RNA from Pocillopora verrucosa, 1225 nucleotides. The record is from RefSeq and is a predicted model, not a curated record. Lineage: Eukaryota; Metazoa; Cnidaria; Anthozoa; Scleractinia; Pocilloporidae.